GGUAUGUCCUCGGGAAACGUCUGUAUCUCCGGAACCUUGAAGGAUGAAGCCCUGGCUUGACUCCCAUUUUGUAGAGGACACUCUAGGCUACAUACCCAUGCAAGAAAACGAUCGGGUUUCUAUAAGAUUUUCGGAAACUCUGACCUGGUUUUUCAAAGAUCUCCUGAAAAACCAGGCUGUGAAAUUUUUUUGAAACUUGCUUUUGCUUAUAAAAAUAUGGCUUUAAGUGUCAUCUAUACGAUGGUGAAAACUGCAGGCCGCUAAGACCUUUCGUUAAAAAGUUAUUUAAAAAACGGCAACCGGCACGACCUUUCCGUAUCGAUAGUAGUAUAUAUAUUUACUACUGCAUGUAUAAAAGAUAAGAACGACAAAAGAACAAAGCCAGGUAAGAACAAAAACAGAUAAGGGAGAGAACGAAACAGAAGAGAGUAGCCUUACCGACAGAUGUACAUACUGGAAGAAGAGGUUGUGACAAAGAAUCGUCACAAUGGGAUAAACGAGAAGUCUCAAAAAUAUUACGCUCAACACAUCGCUCUGGAGUUAUGAAUGACAUUUUGCUCACAAGAAGGGAGGAAUUAAAAUUAUCCCAAAAAAUAAUUACGUGGAUCUCGGCUAAUUUCUAAACGGGUUAUUGUUGCUCGUUUCAUAGAGAACAAUACAUUCAACAUUCAUGGACGUACUAUACAAGAAGACAGUAUUGAAAAGAAAAAGAAAUGAUUGUAUUGUAUUAAAGUAGACUGAAAAAGCGAUAGGCAUAUAGACACUAUCACUUUAUUCUUUUCCGAUUUAACCACUGUUAUACGAAAAGAGUGUAGAGUUAAUCUUUUAUACUGAAGUAGAAGCCAUCUUGUUUAAGAUGUAGAAAGGUUCAAUGAUAUAUAUAUAUAUAUAUAACCGCUUUGUAAAAAAGUCUAUCAAGGUUAUAACCGGAAUAUUGUAUAUGGUCUUUCGUACCUCACCCUGGAAGCUCCAUAUCUAUAGGAAUAUCUGUCUGCUCUUCAUCUGUUGCUCUAAUUAUAAUAAAACUUUUCUGCUUUUCAUUUCUAGAUUGAACGUCAGGGGAUGAUGUAUCGUGGAAAAAAGACAGUACAACCUGGUGGUGGUAAUCCUCAAGUAGGAGGUCAAAAUACAACAAAAACUAGACCAAUGACUCGACAACAAAUGGUGGCCUUCGGUUACGUCUUCUUAGAUCCGUUUCUCGAUGACGAUACGAGAGUUAUCGAUGCCAUUGUCAACAGUCGUAAACUUGAGAAAGCCGCUGCCGCACAACUUGAUAAAGCAAAGAAAUUAGAUCAAACAUUAGUCGAUGGUGUCAAAACACUACUGGAAACUACUUCAUUGUCAUCUUCUAUACCAAAUACGGAUGGUAUUUCACAAUGUAUGGCCAUGACCACAGCACAAAUAGUUAAGGAUAAAAAAAUAUUUGUUGAUAAUGAUGAAGUGCGUACCGUGUUAAAUAAAGAGGUAACAGGUCUCACAUUUGAUCUCAAUAGUUUACGUGAAGAAACUAACCGUGCAACAAAGAAAUUUCAAACAUCCAUCGAUGCAGCCUGCGUGAAAAUCAAUAAGGACUUUAAAACUUGUCGCACAGCGCUAACCGAUGAAAAUCGUCAACAGUAUCAACAGUCGAUAAAAACAUUAAUGGAUCAAAUGAAAGACUUACAUAAAAAUUUGGAAGCACACAAUGCAAAACGUCUGAAUGGAAUCGGCGAAGAUAUGAAGCACGAUGCGACGAGAUGA
This is a messenger RNA of Didymodactylos carnosus, 1740 nucleotides long. Lineage: Eukaryota; Metazoa; Rotifera; Eurotatoria; Philodinida; Philodinidae. The record is from the annotation of a GenBank genome assembly.